Molecule: messenger RNA, 912 nt
Organism: Camellia sinensis
Lineage: Eukaryota; Viridiplantae; Streptophyta; Magnoliopsida; Ericales; Theaceae
Source: RefSeq, a predicted model, not a curated record
AUGAAGAUUCUAAGUUGGAAUGUCAGAGGUCUAGGAAGGCCUGGAAAGAGGAGGAAAAUUAGAAAGAUUUUGCAUGAUAAGGCAGUAGAUAUGGCUUUGCUUCAAGAGACAAAGCAAUCAUGUGUUGCACACCUGAGGGUAAAAAGUCUUUGGCCUAGAGACAAGAUGGAAUUCAUGACUGUAGAUGCUGCAGGACUGUCUGGGGGAUUAAUUUGUAUCUGGGAUCCUGAUGUCUUUCAUCUCUCAGAUUGUUGUAGCAGCAGGAACUUUAUUCUCUUAUCAGGUAAGGUUCACAAUUUCUUUGACUGUGUUUUGGUUAAUGUUUAUGCCCUUAAUGAUGUAUCAAGGAGGCAGGCCUUAUGGGUGACCCUGUUAAAUUUGAAAACAAUUUUUGUAAACCCAUGGUGCCUUGGUGGAGACUUUAAUGAAAUUAGGAAUGUGAGGGAAAGAAUAGGAGUUUCUCGCAGGGAUAGAGGCAUGCAGGAGUUUAAUGACUUCAUUGAUAAUUAUGAGGUGGUAGAUGUCCAAAUGCUAGGCAAAAAAUUCACUUGGUGUAAUACUCUUGAAGGGAAAAAGUGGAGUAGAAUAGAUCGAUUUCUUCUUAAUCCUAAAUGGCUAGUGAGAUAUAAACUCAAACUAUGGGGUCUUCCAAGAACUAUUUCUGGCCACUGCCCACUUCUUCUCAUGGAGGAUGGAUCCAUCCUGAAGAGGAAAUUACAGUCCCUGAAGUUGGCCCUAAAAAAAUGGAAUCAAGAGACUUAUGGUAAUGUUGCAAAAAAAUUAGAAGCCUCUGAAACUGCUCUGCAUGAUCUUGAUCUAAAAGCUGAAACUAGACCUCUGGAUGAAGAUGAAUUGAUGUUGCAAAGAGAGAAAAGGAAUGAAAUGUGGUCACUGAGCAGGAAGAUGGAAUAA